Molecule: messenger RNA, 1302 nt
Organism: Naegleria gruberi
Lineage: Eukaryota; Heterolobosea; Eutetramitea; Acrasida; Naegleriidae
Exons: 1
Coding region: 1-1302 (433 amino acids)
Molecular function (GO): protein binding
Source: RefSeq, a predicted model, not a curated record
AUGCCGUCACAUAAACGAAGCCGAUCCUCGCUCACUUCAACAACAUCAUCAUCAGCAUCUAGCGAGGAAAAUUCUUCACUGCAAGAAAAGCCUAGCAAGAAAACAAAACGUCCAAAGGCUUUGAAAAAAGUUUGUUCGGAUGAAGAUUUGGAUGAUAUUCGUAUUUAUUUAUUAACUAGAAAGGUUGAUGAUACAAGUGAUGAUUCAGAUGAGAAGAAUUGGAAACGAGCUGAUUAUAGAGUGUUGAAGAAUAUUCCAAAUCAUGAUGAUGAGGAUGAUGAGGUUGAACCUGAAUCCGAGCCUGAAGUUGUAGAAAGAUCUAUUGCUUGUUGUAUUAGUGAAUUUAAUUCUGGACUGUCGGAUGAUACUGGAGGAGAGGAACAAGUUCGUAUUGGAUUUUUGUUGGAAAAUAAGAGUUCUAUUGAUGUUGCCUAUGUAAUUGGGUUUAAUGGAUUGGAGGCUGCUUCAAAAAUUCUUAAGAGUGAACGAACAACACUGAUUGGAGAUUAUAGAAAUAAUACCAAAGGCUUUUCACAAGACUUUAUUGUCAGCAAGAGUAAAAUGGCUCAGGACGAAAGUGAAGUAGUUGAUCGUGCACUAUUAGAUAAAUUAGGUGUUAUUGAGGUGAAGAUUCAUCGUGCCCAGAAAUCUCAUCAGGGAAAAUCUCAUGGUGAUAAUUCAAAAAUUAAAUCCACUGAAUCUCCACAAAUCAAAAUUAAAGAGUCCAUGAUAAAGACUUCAGCCGCAAUGAGCUUGAAUUUUGGAGCUGUCAAACAAAUCCCUUCCCAAAAAGCUGGUGGAUUGACAACUUAUUUCGAUUAUAAGGAGCUUCUUAUUAACCUUGAAAUUAAAUAUCGUAAUUACAUUGGAUACUUGGUCGAGUUAGCCAAAGCAAAUGUUCCAAUUGAGCAAAAGAAAACAACUACGGAGUCAGAAAAGAAUGAAGAAGAGAUUAUUGAAAUUGAGAGUGAUGAAGAUGAUGAAAUUCAAGAAACUACUGCACCUCCACCAAUCCAAACCACUCCAGCUUUGGUGUUAACACCAUUCAAAAGUCAAUCCUUAAUGAGCAAAGUGAAAGAAAAUGUGUCACAACUAGAAGCCAUGUCAACAGAAGACCUUAUCAAAUUUAUCAAAUUAAUAGACGAAAAGCUAUAUGAAUCCGUGAAAGAUCCUUUCAGAAAUGAAAACAUUGAUGGCAGUGUCUUUUUAGCUCUCUCAGGCCAAGAAUUAAAAGAAUUAGGUAUUAAAAUUGGAGAACAAAUCAAAAUCAAGCAAAUCAUUCAACAAGUAAGAGAGAAUUAA